UACGUCGGGGCGGGGCAUCGGAGUAAUAAACAAUGAGUGGACCAAUCAGAGAGCUCGGUGGGACGUUAUUCUGCUGCCGGCCGGGCCUUUAUAAACUAGUGUUUCUUGGUGGUAGUGAGUUAUUUUCUCCUUCGUCUUCAACAGAAAGGAAUAUACAUAGGAAGCCAGGAUGCUGCCUCUAGCUGUGUUUGUUGUGUGUCUGAGUGCAGCCCUCUCAGCCCCCAGCCUGGACCGACAGCUGGAUCAACACUGGGACCUGUGGAAGAGCUGGCACACAAAGAAAUAUCAUGAGAAGGAGGAGGGCUGGAGGAGAAUGGUGUGGGAGAAGAACCUGAAGAAGAUCGAGCUGCACAACCUGGAGCACUCCCUGGGCAAACACACCUACCGCCUGGGCAUGAACCACUUUGGAGACAUGACUAACGAGGAGUUCAGGCAGGUCAUGAACGGCUACACGUACAAAUCAGAGAGGAAGAUCAAGGGAUCUCUGUUCAUGAAGCCCAACUUCCUGGAAGCCCCAAACUCUGUGGACUGGAGGGAAAACGGCUACGUCACUCCGGUGAAGGACCAGGGUCAUUGUGGCUCCUGCUGGGCCUUCAGUGCCACCGGAGCUCUGGAGGGUCAGCAAUUCAGGAAGACAGGAAAACCGGUGUCGCUGAGCGAGCAGAACCUGGUGGACUGUUCCAGACCCGAGGGCAACGAGGGCUGCAAUGGCGGUCUGAUGGACCAGGCCUUCCAGUACGUCAAGGACAAUGGGGGGCUGGACUCCGAGGACGCUUAUCCUUACCUGGGAACAGAUGGGCAGUGUCACUAUGACCCCAACUACAACUCUGUCAACGCCACCGGAUUCGUCGACAUCCCCAGCGGUUCGGAGAACGCUCUGAUGGAGGCCGUGGCCGCCGUGGGACCCGUUUCAGUCGCCAUCGAUGCCGGGCAUGAAUCUUUCCAGUUCUACCAGUCGGGAAUCUACUACGAGCAGGAAUGCAGCAGUGAGGAGCUGGACCACGGUGUGCUGGUGGUGGGAUACGGCUUUGAGGGAGAAGAUGUGGAAGGCAAAAGAUACUGGAUCGUGAAGAACAGCUGGAGUGAAAAGUGGGGAGACAAAGGCUACAUCUACAUGGCUAAAGACCGAAAGAACCACUGUGGCAUUGCCACAGCAGCCAGUUAUCCUCUCGUUUAACGUUUUGCACAGCUCCACUUUAUAGGACCAUAAUGAUUUUAUUGCAAUCGUUUGGCUGGAGGACGAGUCUUCGGUCAGAGCGACACAUUAACAGGAGAUUCUGUGAAGAAACCCUGUUUUUAUGAAAAUGGCGCCAUUUUGUUUUGGCUGGUUUUAUGCCACUUUAUUUUGUCUGAAAGAUUUUAGUCGAGUGUUUUAUUCUCUGUAAAUAUGUGUAUGCUGCUGGGUGAUAUGUUGACACUUGCUUCAUCAUUGUAAAUGAUUGUUUUUCUACUUUUACUGUGAUAAAUUAAAGUUGUGAAACAC
Messenger RNA from Micropterus salmoides (largemouth bass), 1483 nucleotides. RefSeq names its product procathepsin L-like. The record is from RefSeq and is a predicted model, not a curated record. Gene Ontology annotation, biological process: immune response. NCBI's taxonomy places the organism in Eukaryota, Metazoa, Chordata, Actinopteri, Centrarchiformes, Centrarchidae. The coding region runs from base 170 to 1177 and encodes 335 amino acids. Gene Ontology annotation, molecular function: cysteine-type endopeptidase activity. Gene Ontology annotation, cellular component: lysosome. The transcript is spliced from 8 exons.